AUGGCCAGCAAUGCCCUGCAAAUCGCUGGACUGGCAUCUGGUUUUAUGGGCAUGGUGGGGACACUAGCUGUCACCAUCAUGCCUCAAUGGAGAGUGUCUGCCUUCAUUGGAAGCAACAUCGUGGUUGCUGAAAACAUGUGGGAAGGGCUGUGGAUGAGUUGCAUGCGGCAUGCCAACAUCAGGAUGCAGUGCAAAGUCUACGACUCCCUGCUGGCUCUUUCUCCGGAUCUACAGGCCGCCCGGGGGCUGAUGUGCGCUGCCUCGGUGCUGUCCUUCCUGGCUUUCAUGACGGCCAUCCUCGGCAUGAAGUGCACCCGCUGCACCGGAGACAACGAGAAAGUGAAGGGUCACAUCCUGCUGACAGCGGGAGUCGUCCUCAUCGUCACGGGCGUCGUGGUGCUCAUCCCUGUGAGCUGGGUGGGCAACGCCAUCAUCAGAGAUUUCUACAACCCCGUAGUGAACAUGGCGCAGAAGCGUGAGCUUGGAGAAGCCCUCUACCUAGGCUGGACCACGGCGUUGGUGCUCAUCGCGGGAGGAACACUCUUCUGCUGUGUGUUUUGUUGCAGUGAAAGGAGCAAUAGCUACAGAUACUCAAUACCCUCCCAUCGCACGACCCAAAAAAGCUAUUACACGGGAAAGAAGUCACCCAGUGUGCACUCCAAAAGUCAGUACGUGUAG
Trichechus manatus latirostris (Florida manatee) is the source of this 678-nucleotide messenger RNA. RefSeq names its product claudin-8. NCBI's taxonomy places the organism in Eukaryota, Metazoa, Chordata, Mammalia, Sirenia, Trichechidae. The transcript has a single exon. Gene Ontology annotation, biological process: bicellular tight junction assembly; cell adhesion. The record is from RefSeq and is a predicted model, not a curated record. Gene Ontology annotation, cellular component: plasma membrane; bicellular tight junction. Gene Ontology annotation, molecular function: structural molecule activity. Bases 1 to 678 code for a protein of 225 amino acids.